AUGGCAAAAUUUAAUCUUUCCACGCCUUCUUCCCUUCUUUUUCAACUCUCCCGCUCUCGUCAUACUCCUAGACUUUCCCCCAUUCCUUCCCAAGCUCGCAAUUAUCAGCACACCCGCUCUCCUUACCAAGUCAAUCCUCCUUCCAUGCAAGCUGCGACACGAAGCACUGCCAACGCUUGUCGAAAUAUGGCGAAAAACCAGCUGCGACCAUACACCAAUGGCUCCCAUGCCCCUUCGACUCCCCGACAUCUUCUUUCCAUCGCAGACCUUACGCCCACAGAAUUCGCUACUCUCGUCCGAAAUGCCUAUGCCCACAAACAGGCCAUCAAGUCAGACGCCAUGCCAGAGCGCCUAUUGGGUUCACUGUCAGGAAAAACCGUGGCUAUGUUGUUCAGCAAACGCAGCACCAGAACCCGAGUAUCGACAGAAGGCGCGGUGGUGAAGAUGGGAGGCCAUCCCAUGUUCCUGGGCAAAGACGAUAUCCAAUUGGGUGUCAAUGAGUCAUUAUAUGAUACCUCUGUCGUGAUAUCCUCAAUGGUAUCAUGCAUUGUUGCGCGCGUGGGACCUCACUCCGAUAUCGCCAACUUGGCCAAAGAUUCGAGCGUCCCUGUCAUCAACGCGUUAUGCGACACGUUCCACCCGUUGCAAGCGAUCGCCGAUUUCCUCACCAUCCACGAAACCUUUGCAUCACCAUCUAUCGCAAAUAGAACACAUUCUUCGAGUUUAGGAUUGGAAGGGUUGAAAAUCGCCUGGGUGGGCGAUGCAAACAAUGUUCUUUAUGAUCUCGCCAUCGCUGCCACGAAGAUGGGUGUAAACAUAUCCGUUGCAACACCCAAGGGCUACGAAAUGCCAUCCCAGAUCCUGGAACUGGUUCAAAAGGCACGUGAAGGGGUGCAGUCGCCAGGAAAUCUCACCCAGACCACAGUUCCAGAGGAGGCUGUAAAGAACGCGGAUGUUAUUGUCACCGACACUUGGAUAUCAAUGGGACAAGAAAGCGAGAAGGUCAAACGCCUCGAAGCUUUUAAAGGUUUCCAGGUCACGUCUGACCUUGCCAAGCGAGGAGGCGCAAAGGAGCAUUGGAAGUUCAUGCACUGCCUACCACGACAUCCUGAGGAGGUUAGCGAUGAAGUUUUCUACGGCGAGCGAUCCCUGGUCUUCCCCGAAGCCGAGAAUCGACUGUGGGCGGCGAUUUCGGCCCUCGAAGGGUUCGUUGUUAACAAGGGGAAAAUUGCUUAA
This is a messenger RNA of Uncinocarpus reesii 1704, 1236 nucleotides long. Its product is annotated as ornithine carbamoyltransferase. NCBI's taxonomy places the organism in Eukaryota, Fungi, Ascomycota, Eurotiomycetes, Onygenales, Onygenaceae. Bases 1 to 1236 code for a protein of 411 amino acids. The transcript has a single exon. Gene Ontology annotation, cellular component: mitochondrion. Gene Ontology annotation, biological process: L-citrulline biosynthetic process. Gene Ontology annotation, molecular function: ornithine carbamoyltransferase activity; amino acid binding. The record is from RefSeq and is a predicted model, not a curated record.